Molecule: messenger RNA, 4119 nt
Organism: Suricata suricatta (meerkat)
Lineage: Eukaryota; Metazoa; Chordata; Mammalia; Carnivora; Herpestidae
Gene: UBE2Z
Product: ubiquitin conjugating enzyme E2 Z
Exons: 6
Coding region: 1544-2284 (246 amino acids)
Biological process (GO): negative regulation of apoptotic process
Cellular component (GO): nucleus
Molecular function (GO): cysteine-type endopeptidase inhibitor activity; ubiquitin conjugating enzyme activity
Source: RefSeq, a predicted model, not a curated record
GGCGCCCCGUUUGUAACACACUUAUAUCUUGCUUUCCCUGGCUUGAGACUCGAGGCCAACCUUUCUUUUUAUUCCCCAUCUCCUCAAACCCUUUCCCCAAGUCUGGAUCACUUCCCUCACAUACCCGCAGUCUCCCCUUGAGCCACUUCUCCAGCAGAACCCCAGAGCUGUCCACUCUCAGCACCUGUUCCAGGAAUGCACGCUUUCUCCCACCGCCCAGCCUCACUCUGGCUUGUAAUAUCCUCCUCAAGACUUUCUUGUAUUUUUCCCUCCGGGGCAUCUGGUUUACUUUUCUGAAGCAAAUACACCCAGUUCAAAUACAGGAACAAAGGCCCAAGUUCUUUCUAUGCCUAUUUCUUGGAUGACUGACCUUAGAUCUUAUCAUUUAAUAGAUGAUUUUUUGCAAAAAAUGCUUAGUGUAGAACUUACCACAUCGGAAAAGAGCAAUGCUUUUUUUAGCUGCUUGGAAUCCUGAAACCUGUUUUCCUGAUGACCAGCCUAGUCCUCUGUCCCCGCGCCCACUGCAGCCAUUCUCACCUAGGUAAUCCCAUCCCCCAUGCGCCCAAGUCCCUUCAGCUGUCUCUACCUACCUCUUGAGGUGGUAAUAAGAAUUGAACAGCACGCUGUGUGUAAAGUGCCUGGCCCAGGGCCUGACAGGGAUGCCAGCCAUCUCCGUCCGGGUUGCCACCUCUAACUUGAACCUCAGCGCCCCUCUCUACUCCUGUACGGUCUUCCAGUCCCAACUUACCUGUGAGUUGUGCCAGUAUUGCGUCCCUGUGCUCUCUCCCUUGUUUGCCCUUUAUGUCCCUGGGUACCCUAGCAAGUCUCUAGGUUUUUCCCACAUAGAAUGUCCUCUAGACCCUUGCUCGCAACUGACGCAUUCAUUCUAGGUUGUGCAAUGCAACCUGCAGAUCCUCUCCUCCACGGCAUGUCAUCUUUCCUUUCCCAUGUGAGAUUCUCAGCAAUUUCAGAGGGCUCCCCCACCCCACUGUCUCCAGUCUGAAGAGAUCUCUGCCCAGUAGGCUCCCGGGCAAGCCCACCACUCCUGCUCCUCGCUUGCUUGCUUCCUAUAAUCCUGUUGCCAACGACGGUCCACUGUAUGGUUUACAGACUUCCGGGUUUUUUUUAUCGGAGUUGAUUCUGUCUUCCCAGCUCCCAAACAGUCUUCAUUUAGCAUUCAGCUGUAGUACCUGGGAGUCUCGGAGGUGGGGAGUGAAUGAGUUGCCCUGUGGGAGGAAGAGAGAGUAAAUGGGAUGUGGCUUUUCCAGGGUGACAUCCAAUGCCGUUGGGAUCUCUGAUUUUUUCCCCCCUCCCCAGAGGAAACAAUGCCCUUUUGAUAAUCAUUUGCUCUCUGCUUGCCUGACAAAGUCCUCAGCUGGGGUUUCUCGGUCAACAAGACAGUGCAGACAUUUGUGGUACCAAGCACCACUCUCUCAAGGCCUGGCCACACUGAGGUGAUAACAACUGUUCUGCUCAAGGGAUUCCCCUCUCUUCUCUCCCUCACGCCCUUCCCCACCUCCUCUUGGUGUUAUACAGGGAUAUCAUGUCCAUUUAUAAGGAGCCUCCUCCAGGAAUGUUCGUUGUACCUGAUACUGUUGACAUGACCAAGAUUCAUGCAUUGAUCACAGGCCCAUUUGACACUCCUUAUGAAGGGGGUUUCUUCCUGUUCGUGUUUCGGUGUCCGCCCGACUAUCCCAUCCACCCACCUCGGGUCAAACUGAUGACAACGGGCAAUAACACAGUGAGGUUUAACCCCAACUUCUACCGCAAUGGGAAAGUCUGCUUGAGUAUUCUAGGUACGUGGACCGGCCCUGCCUGGAGCCCAGCCCAGAGCAUCUCCUCCGUGCUCAUCUCCAUCCAGUCUCUAAUGACGGAGAACCCGUACCACAAUGAGCCUGGCUUUGAGCAGGAGAGACAUCCGGGAGACAGUAAAAAUUACAAUGAAUGUAUUCGGCACGAGACCAUCAGAGUGGCGGUCUGUGACAUGAUGGAAGGAAAGUGUCCCUGCCCCGAACCCUUACGAGGCGUGAUGGAGAAGUCCUUCCUGGAGUAUUACGACUUCUAUGAGGUGGCUUGCAAAGACCGCCUGCACCUUCAAGGCCAGACGAUGCAGGACCCUUUUGGAGAGAAGCGUGGCCACUUUGACUACCAGUCCCUGUUGAUGCGCCUGGGACUGAUUCGUCAGAAAGUGCUGGAGAGGCUCCAUAACGAGAACGCCGAAAUGGACUCUGAUAGCAGUUCUUCUGGGACAGAGACAGACCUGCACGGGAGCCUGAGGGUUUAGACCCUGCUCCCCUCUCCCCUCCCCCCUACUCAAGAGUCCCAGCAAAGUCCCUCCCCCCCACCCCAGGGACGGAGAGGCGCUGUGUAUCUCCCUCCAAACGUGACGUCAUCCUGCAAGAUGGCAAGAGCCAAGCGAGCUCCGAUCCCAGGGCGUGGGCGUGGGGAGGCCGUGCCCUAUCUGACCUGCCUGGCUCUCAAGCACCUUGGGCUGUGUUCGUCCCAUAGCGGGCCCCAGGGGCCCCUGCCGGAGAACCUGAGCUGGGGGCCUCUGACAUAAACGCGACAACCGACACACCUCUCCGUGGGGCCAGCUCCUUAGGCGUAGGUGGGAGACAGCUGUAAUUCCAAGAGAGAGUGUGCCCAGAUGAUAUGUGGGGAUGCCUGGAAGGGAGCUUUGGGUGGGGGAGGGGGGCGGUCUGUGACACUUGAGCAGUCUGGGUGGUUGUCUGUCUGUCUGCAGUCUUGAAAGCAGGGCUUCCCGACGCCCUUUUCCUCCCUGCCUCUCUCCCAUUACUUCCCGUGGGCCAGCGUAAUUUAGUUUCUCCUAAUUUAUAGUCACUGUUCUAGACAGACCAAAGAGCAGGAACAGUGGUGGAGUCUAGGCUGCUGAUCAGUAAGCUUUACCUAGCACCUGAGCACCUUUCUCCUCUGCCCCCGUCCCCUCACCCGUCCCUGGAGGUAAACGUGACUGGGACUGAACCAAGGUCUUGGUUGAAGCCCACGCAGGCACCCUGAGAAUCCCCGCAAUCACUGAUUUGAAAGGUUUCCAACACAGCCGGCUGCUGUGCGUGUGGGAUUAGAGCCACUACGUAGAAUAGUUUCUUACAGAUUUUCCGAAAUGCUAGCCGCAGUGAGGGCACUAAUCCUGAGGGCGGGGUGCAGCGGGGCGAUGGAUGCCUGUCCUGUUGUGUGGUGGCGGUCCUCGUGUCUUUUCACCCCAGCCUCUGCCCUCCCACACCCACCCCCUCAACUUCAAUGCCCAGGAACUUGUGGGGAGCAAGGUAGCCAAUGGCAGAGGGCGGCUGGGACUCUGGGCUCCCCUUCUCGCCUCUCCCCUGCCCCCUCCCCCCCAAGCUGCUCUAUCCCUGGCUCUGAUGGGUAUCUGCCUGGCCGUGUUGCUUCUCUCUGCAUCUAGCUGCAGUCAUCCUUUAGCUGGUUUUGGCUCGGAAACGUGCUUUAGGUGCCCUGUGGUACUGGGCGUUGAGGGAAUCCAGCCUUCCCAAUUUUGGUGUGUUCUCCCCGUAUUUUUCCAGAUUCUUCCUGUUAAUGGCUCCCAGUGGGGAAUUGGUGACCCAUGUGACGCAGGGCCUCAGUCAGUAUCCAGCCACUCGUGAGGGAGAGAACUUGUUUGUACCUGCCCCACCUGCUGCCUUGGAGGCGACCUCCCCCGGGGUGGGGGGUGUGUGAGAGGGGUUGGGUGCCAAGGAGAAUGUCCUACUUGGGGCAGGAAGCAAAGGAGCUGGACAGGAAGUGGGCUUGGGGAACGGAAGUUGAUCUGUGAUGCCUAAGGCAGAGUCUUCCUGAGACUUAGACAGGGACCCUACUUCCGCUUUCCCUCUUCCAUUCCCAGAGCUAGCACAGGGCUUAGAAGAAUGCCCUUGGUCUGUUGGUCCAGUGGUUGUCUGUCAUCCAUUUAAGUGUUCCUACUUUCAAGUGACAAUCCUCUCCUUGGCCCUGCCGCGGGCAGAGCAUGUCUGGCGGACCGGCCUGACUUUUACGCCCUAAUCUUGAGUUGAGGAAAUAUAUGCACAGGAGUCAAAGAGAUGUCUUUAUAUCUGACUGUACAUAAAUGAAGUUUUUUUUUUUCUUUUUGGUGCAAUAAAGUUUGUUUUGGCA